GUUCACCUUUGCUUUUAAUUCUUCCCAUUGACAUAACUAGCCUGAAGCACACAAUCAACCAGAUUUCAAACACAGAAAAAAAAAAGAAAAAAAUGGCAACACAAGCACUUGUGUCAUCUUCUUUGAUUAGUUCCUCAGUUGAAACUGGUAGACAAAUUUUAGGUGCUAGGCCUAUUCAAUCUUCAAGGAAGAAUAACUCCUUUGUUGUUCGAGCAUCGUCUUCGACUCCGCCGGUCAAGCAAGGAGCAAAUAGGCAGCUAUGGUUUGCUUCUAAGCAAAGUCUGACUUACUUGGAUGGCAGCCUACCAGGUGACUUUGGAUUUGACCCACUCGGCCUAUCAGACCCAGAAGGCACAGGAGGUUUCAUUGAGCCAAGAUGGUUAGCCUACGGUGAGAUCAUCAACGGAAGGUUCGCCAUGUUAGGAGCCGUAGGAGCCAUAGCACCCGAAAUACUCGGAAAAGCCGGUCUAAUUCCUGCAGAAACAGCACUCCCAUGGUUCCAAACCGGUGUAAUCCCGCCAGCAGGAACAUACACUUACUGGGCUGACCCGUUCACACUAUUUGUAUUUGAAUUGGCACUCAUGGGAUUUGCAGAGCACAGGAGGCUCCAAGACUGGUACAACCCAGGAUCCAUGGGCAAGCAAUAUUUCUUGGGUGCCGAGAAAUUUUUGGGCGGGUCAGGUAACCCGGCAUACCCGGGUGGCCCACUGUUCAACCCGUUAGGGUUCGGCAAAGAUGAGAAAUCAUUGAAUGACUUGAAGUUGAAAGAGGUGAAGAAUGGAAGAUUGGCUAUGUUGGCAGUUUUGGGUUAUUUUAUACAAGGUCUUGUGACUGGUGUUGGACCUUACCAAAAUCUGCUUGAUCACUUGGCUGAUCCUGUGAACAACAAUGUGUUGACUAGCCUCAAGUUCCAUUAGAAAAUGGUUCAAUUCUUUGUUUCUCAUCAUGCUCAUUGUAAUCAUCAUCCACUGAAAAUUCCCCAUCUUAUUGUAAUUUUAUGUAAGAAAGGAUAUUUUAAUAUUUA
Molecule: messenger RNA, 1024 nt
Organism: Mercurialis annua (annual mercury)
Lineage: Eukaryota; Viridiplantae; Streptophyta; Magnoliopsida; Malpighiales; Euphorbiaceae
Product: photosystem I chlorophyll a/b-binding protein 3-1, chloroplastic
Exons: 3
Coding region: 93-917 (274 amino acids)
Biological process (GO): response to light stimulus; photosynthesis, light harvesting in photosystem I
Cellular component (GO): plastoglobule; chloroplast thylakoid membrane
Source: RefSeq, a predicted model, not a curated record